This is a messenger RNA of Balaenoptera ricei (Rice's whale), 6590 nucleotides long. RefSeq names its product WD repeat domain 97 (gene WDR97). The record is from RefSeq and is a predicted model, not a curated record. Lineage: Eukaryota; Metazoa; Chordata; Mammalia; Artiodactyla; Balaenopteridae. Gene Ontology annotation, molecular function: protein binding.
CGGUCCUAGCGGGCUGUUGAGCCGCCUGGACCCCGCAGCUCCUGAAAUGGAGCCAGAAGUGUUGGAUGCAAGCAACCCCUUUACCGUAGAAGGCGACCACCUGAUUCCAGACCUGGACCUGUAUGAUGCCGACAUCUACGACGUCCCGGACCCGGGACUGCUCAACGAAGAGGAUGAGUCAUCGUUUAAGGAGCCGGCCCCACGGCUUUUUACCGGCAACUCUCGGUGGCAGAACGUGACCCCGAGCGCCCGUGCCCGCCAGCUGUGGCUGCUCCUGCGUACAGGCCUCCAGACUUUUGUGGAAAAGGUGCGGCUUGCCCAUGGCAUCUGUCUCAAGGCCUCUUUCCGGCCUGGCUCUUCCCCUAGGGGUCCCCUGCAGGACCCCAGCCCGGAUCCUCUUGGCUCCCCUAGGUGGGUGCUGCCUACAACCCCUUCCCCCGCCCCAACCGCUGGUCCCGGUCCGCAGGAAAAGAGAGCUGAGCUGCGCGUGGCGCGCUUGACGCACGGGCUAGAGCCGCUGCGCCGCCUGGAGGUGGCAGCCGGGCUGUGUUCGGUGGCACAGGACCCCGUGGGCAGACGCUUCGUGGUGCUGGACGGUGCGGGCCGCCUGCACGUGCGCAGAGAGGAUGGCUGGGCGCAAGAGAAGCUGCUGGCUCCGGUCGCGCUUACAGGGCUGGUGGCAGUGCUGGGCGAGCUGGGCACUGUGGGCCGCUUUGUGGGCUGGGGCCCAGCGGGGCUGGCCAUCCUAAGGUCCGACCUCAGCCUGCUGUGGCAGAGUAAGCCAGUGGAGCGCAGGGUGCCGGGCCACGAGCCAGUCUGCUGCCUGCCGGUGCCCGACCCCGGGCUGCUGCUGGUGGCGGAGGCGGGCGGAAGCCUGGCGCUCUGGAAGUUCCGUGCAGGGGGUCGCUGCCUGGUUCCCCAUGGGUCCCCUCUGCGGCUGCCGCCAAGCCUCUCGGGUGCGCUUGCGCGCCUGGCUCUGGGGCCUCGGCAUCCCCCUCACGUCCCACGCUGCUGCGCAGCCUACGGCUCGGCCGUGCUCACCUUUGAUCUGCACACCUGGGCUCUCACAGAUGUGCGUCAGGAUCUGCACAAAACCACCAUCUCCGACCUGGCGUACUGUAGAGAGGUGGGGGCCAUGGUGACAGCUUCCCGGGACAGCACGGUGAAGGUGUGGGAGGCUGACUGGCAGAUCCGGAUGGUGUUCGUGGGACACACAGGCCCGGUGACUGCGGUGGCCGUUCUCCCGAACACUGCCCUUGUGCUGUCGGCCUCGCAAGACGGGACGCUGCGCACGUGGGACCUGCAGGCAGCGGCGCAGGUGGGUGAGGUGGCGCUGAGCCCCUGGGGCCCGAGCAUGCCGUCGGAGACCGUGAGCCAUCUGCUGGCUCCCGCCGGCCCCGGCUGGCCCUUGCUCUCCUUGCGCGCCCACAGCGUGGAGCUGUGGCGCAUGCGGGAGCUCUAUUCGCCAUUGGCCCAGCUGUCGGCGCCGGUGCUCCACCUGCAGGUGGCGCCGGCGCUGCCCUCGCCCACGGCCCCGCAAGCGCAGCUGCCCACGCGCCUCGUGUGCGCCUGCGCCGACGGCUCGGUCUACCUGGUGUCGGUCUCCAGCGGACGCACCGUGAGCGUGCUUCUGCUGGAGCCCGAGGACUGCGCGGCCGCCGUGGCCUACUGCCUGCCCCGCGAGGUGCUGUGGCUGCUGACGCGCGCCGGGCACCUGCUCUGCGCCAACGCAGCAUGCUGCCCCAUGCGCGUGCUGCACCGCCUGUGCCCGCCGCCGCCCCCGGCGCCCCGGCCCUGCUGCCUGCACCUCUACAGCCACCUCACGGACCCCGGUAGUGCGUUCGCCACCUGGGAGAUAGUGCGCCAGUACAAGGGCGAGCUGUGCCGCAGUGACGUGGCCUGGGCCUGGAAGGACAAGAACCGGUACCUGCUCAUGGUGGGGCACACUGAUGGCACUCUGUCCGUACUCGAGUUGUGCUCCUCGAAGACGGUCUUCCGUACGGAGGCGCACGGCCCAGGCCCCGUCACCGCCAUUGCGUCCACCUGGAACAGCAUCGUGUCCUCGGGGGCAGACUUGACCGUGAAGAUGUGGCGCGUCUUCCCGUAUGCCGAGGAGAGCCUGAGCCUCCUGCGCACCUUCUCCUGCUGCCACCCGGCGGUGGUGCUCUGCGCCCUCGGGAAUCGCAUCACCGUGGGCUUCGAGGACCGGAACAGCGCCACCUAUGGCUUGGUGCAGUUUGGCCUGGGCAACAGCCCACGCUUUGAUCACCGGCCCCAGGACGACCCCACGGACCACAUCACCGGCCUGUGCUGCUGUCCCACGCUCAAGCUGUACGCCUGCUCCAGCCUGGACGGCACUAUCCGCAUCUGGACCGCGGAGAACCGCCUGCUGCGGUGGGCUGGGGGUAGGGGAGGGGUGGGGGCUUGCCUCUGCUGCUGCCUCCGUGUUCUGUUCCGAGGAGCAGGGCCGGACUGUCGGUCUGAACAACUCUCCAGGCUCCUGCAGCUGAACGGUGCCCCUCAGGCCCUGAGCUUCUGUAGUAACAGUGGGGACCUGGCGCUGGCCCUGGGCUCCUGCCUCUGCCUGGUGGCCCACAGGCUCUACCUGCCCACGUCUUACCUGAUUAAGAAGCUGUGCCAGGAUGCCCCUGACGUGGAUGCCCCUGCACUGCCGCUGACCAGCCAGGAGUCGCUGACCUCAGCCCAGCUGCAGAGGCUCGCCAGCCUGCGUGGGGUGCCCAGCCUCAGGUCUGCCGGCAGGCCCAGCCGAGCCGUCCCGGAGGCCCCGGCCUGGCUCCCCUGGGUCAGGGCCUGGCCGAGCGCUCCCAGGCCCCUUGGCCACCCACCGCAAGCCCGUCCCAGUCCCGGCCUUCCCACUCCUGGCUGUUCGUGGUUCCCCACCAGGGGCCUGGCCACCACCCCUGGGUCCCUGUCUCAGCCUCUGCCCUGUCCCACUGGUAUGCCACCCAGCGUCCCACCCGUGUCCCUCCCUGUCUGCAGCGCAGCCUCGUCCUUCAUCCAUCGCCAGGCGGCCACACCUCAGCAGCCAGUGGUGGAGAAGGACUUGGAAGCCUUCAUUGCCCGGGACCAAGACCUUCAGCAGCUGAAACUGGGGCUGGUGGGCCCUGCCGCCCGGCCCCCACCCUCCUGGCGGCAGUGCCAGGAGGCCUUUGACAACUACCUCCGUCUGAUUUACGGCCCUGGUCUGCUGGGCAAGCAUUCCGGAGGAGAGUCCCAGCGGCGGAGCACCGAGGCCCUGACGGUGGAGAGACAGACCUGGGACGUGUGCGCCCUGCCCACAGAUGUCCCCGAUUUCGGGGGCAUUGAAGCUUCGCCACCACAGGACCUUGGGACCCUGGGCCAGCGCUUUGCCCGCCCUCCCCGAGUCCCCUUGCCUCCCCCCACCACCCACCGGAGGUUGCCCAGCAGAGCAUCCCAGCUGCUGGCCCGCUCCUCCCCGAGCCACGAACUGGGCCUUAGUUUGCACCUGCAGCUGCAGUUGGAGCGGCUCCAUGGGGAGAAGCUUGUGGGCCCGGAUCCACUGUCCUCCCACCUGCAGCGCAGGAUCCCCCUGCUGCUGAAGAGGCGGCCCCAGGAGCGUUCCUCCAACCUCAGGGGCUUCUUCCCUGCCGCUGUUCAGCCCUAUAAGUACUGGCAGCGGCCCAUCCGCUUCCCGGGCUGCGUGCCCAACUCCGCGGUGCUGCAGCAGAUGUGGCAGCCUGUGGAGGUCAGCGGCCUCGGAGCCCUAGGCCCGCUCGGGCGCCGCUGCGAGAGCAAGGCAAGGGGCGGGGCGGGGCUGGGCGGGGUCUGCGGGGGGCGGGGCCGGCUCCAAGCCGCGCCCGUGGCCACGGCCUCGCUCUCCACUUCGCAGCCAGGCGGGAGCCAGGACGACCUGUGGCUGCCGCGGCAGCGCGCCAAGCGGCGGGAGAAGCUGAUCCAGUCGUUGGGAGAGGAGGGGGAGGAGGAUCUGGACGGGGCCUCGGAUUCGCUGGGCCCCUACAGGCAGCUCUCUGACCAGCUGCUGGAGUCCGAGGAGCAGGAGGCGCAGAGCCCCGAGUGUCUCAUCCCGAAGCCCAUGGGCUCCCGCGAGGACACCGCCAGGGCCGAGACCGGUCUUCACUGCCCCCAGUUCCACUAUGGGCACUCGCUCUGGGAAGAGCGCUACGGGCAUCUGCCUAGGUUCCUGCAUUUUUUCGUCGGCCAGAACUGGUUCAAAAAGCUCUUCCCCAUCUUCACUCUGCAGGCAUACCCCGAGGUGGGCACGGUGGAGGGCCUGGCCUUGCUGUUCAUGGACCUGCUGGACGAGGCCUCUUGGGCAGACCGCGUGCACAUUCUGCACGCGCUGCUGAGGCUGCUGCCCGACGUCAGCAGAGACCUCUGUAGCCGGCUGCAGGGCAUCCUCGUGCGCUUGCUCAACCUGGACCGGCCCCCCAGCCUCCAGGACGGGAUGCAGAAGCGGUUUGUGAUGCUGGCGCUGCAGCUGCUCCUGGCCUGCUCUCUGGAGUCCCGCGAGGUGGUGCUGGAGCUCCUGUGCUACUUCCUUUACUCGCCAGCCUCCUGCCGGCCGGAGCUCAGGAAGCUGCUGGAUGGACUCGGCCUUCAGGACCCGCAGGGCUUCCUGUUCAAGGAGAUGAUGACCUGGGUCCAGGGCCCGGACCUCGACUCCAAGGCCGCACUGCGCAAGCGCUGCUGCCAGAAGCUGGAGGAAAUGAUCUGGCAGCUGAAGGAGGCCCUGUCGCAGAUUUCCAUGGUCUCUGGGGCAACUGUUCAUAUCUCUGUGAUGCCCUCAAGCAUCUCCCGGACGCCCUCACCGGUGGUCUCACCCGGAGAGCCGGACUCGGCCGCCCUGGAGUCACAGGCCCAGCAGACGCUCGCACAGAUGCGCUUUGGGCGGACCCGACGUGCACUGUCUGAAACACUGACGCACUUCUGCCCCUUGCCUGAGGCCCACUUGCGAUCCUCCGCGCCAGCCGCACUGCCUGAUGAGCUGCUGCCUCUGGAGCAGACGAACUGGUCACAGUCAAAAAUGCUGGACCUGGGGCCCAUCGACGCACUCAACUUCUUCUGCGAGAAGCAGCGGGCUCGGCAGCAGGGCCCCCUGCAGGAGGAGCCCAAGACCCUGCCCCCUUGCCCGCCCCCACGGAGGCCCAGCAUGGUGGUGCCACAGCCCCGGGAACCCCGGCACUACUCCAUCCUCCGGCUUCAGGAGGCCAAGGUCCAGAGGUCUCCAAUGAAACUGAGGGGCCGAAUGCUGUCCCGGCUCUGGGCGGGCCGCACCCUGGAUGGCGCCAUCCGGAUGCUGAAGCUGCCACUGCCCCGGGUGGAACUGCAGCCUUUCCCCCCAGACUGGCCCAGGCCUGCCCAUCCGCUGUCCCCGCAGCUCCUGCAGCCUGCCCUGCAACGCUAUUUUCUGCCAGAUGACACGGACCCUGACAGCUACAGCUGACCUGGCUGGUGACCCUGGCCUGACCCUGCCUCCCCCUCUUCCCUCCAGCAUGGAGUCAGGACAUGGCUCUCCAGCCGGCUGUUCACCCCAGCCAAGGCCCAGGGCUGGAAUAAAGUCCAGAGGCCACGGCCAGCACACUGGAUGCCACCUUCACCUUUGGGGGCCACUGAUGUGGGCAGGGGGGGGGGGUCUGGCUGGUGUGUCACGAACCUGCUGGUGGCCAGCUGCAUGUGUGAGGCAGGAGCUGGGGGACCGGUGGGGUCUGGGAUGGGACAGGGUCUGGGCUCGGGUCAGCACGUGGUGGGGCAGUGUUCUCGGUGGGGGAGGGCCUGUCUGCCCAGAGAGGGAACCCGCCGCAUGGGCGUGGCCCUGCUCAGGCACUCAGCCACGGUGCUCAGUUAAUUACUGGGGUCAGGAGGGGAGGGGGAGACUAACGGGUGGGCCGGGGAGAGGGGAGGGUCUGGGUGGUCGCAGGUGUGUGUGGGAGAACUUGCAGUCAUUUGAUGCAGGUGAAACCAGGAGUCCGACGGAGCUUUGCUACCUUUAGGCUGGAAAGGAGAAAAAUUAAUGAAGAGGCCCCGUGUGCUUUAUCCAAGAAGCAGUAAAGGGGCAGUGUUCUUUGGACCUUUCAACCUAAAAGUCACCGGGAGAUUGACCUUGUCUGUGAAGCACAGGGUCUCGGGGCCUCGGCCUUCUUCUGAACUGCCAUGACCUCAAAGGGCACUGACCCAACCACACGUGGAGCCCACGUGCGCGCUGGCUAUUAGGAAGGCUUUUGUGACGGGCCUGUUCUAGCUUUCUAUAGCCUGCUGCUGGGUUGCCUGAGCAGCGAUUUCUUUCCUGUAUUUUCAGCCUCUGACUUUAGACAUUUCUGCUCAAUGGCUUUGUGGUUAAAAUUGGUCUCCCACACCUUUCCCACAGCCCCUAACCUGUGCAGGGGCUCUUGUUACAGGGCUGCUGCGUGGUCAGCUCUUUCCUAGGCCAAGGAGGGCCAGAAGUGCCAGGUCCAGAUAACUGAAAGACUUGACAUUUUUAUAAAAGGAACUGCACCUGCUAAAACAAGGACCGUGAGGCCCGUAGUAGUCUGCACCUACUGGUGUUUCUAUGUUUGGAAUUACAGAAGCAAUAAAUGCUUUAAAAAAUA